Molecule: messenger RNA, 2794 nt
Organism: Drosophila busckii
Lineage: Eukaryota; Metazoa; Arthropoda; Insecta; Diptera; Drosophilidae
Product: rgr
Exons: 2
Coding region: 28-2733 (901 amino acids)
Biological process (GO): regulation of transcription by RNA polymerase II
Molecular function (GO): DNA-binding transcription factor activity; RNA polymerase II cis-regulatory region sequence-specific DNA binding
Source: RefSeq, a predicted model, not a curated record
GUCAGUAGUUAACAGCCUCAAGCAGCAAUGUCAGCAGCACUUGCCGAAGUUCGUCAGAAAUGCGGCUCAGUUUAUACCUGGAAUUGUGCCGGCGAACUCUAUGGCGUCGAGUGUGAAUUGUGCGAGGAGCGACCGCUCUGUGCGCUAAAUGAGUUUGCGGAGCAUAUGGAGCUCUGGCACUCGGACUGGCAGCAGGCACCCGAGGAUGAGCUCAUGCAGGAGGUGCUCGCGGAGGAGAGCAGCGCUGGCGAGGUCAAUGAACUCAAGCAACAAGUGGUUCAACAGCUGAACGCAAUAGACGUCGCCAACAACGAAGCGCAAGAGACUCAACAGUUGCAAACUCUUUGCCUCAACGAGCAGAUUCAAUUUAGCACAGACACUGCGCUGCCCACUGUCGAGAACCAAAAGCUAAGCUCACAGCACAUAGAGCAGCUGAUUGAACUGUAUAAGGCGGAGCCACGCCUCUGGAAUCAGUCGCAUGCGGAGUUUCGUGAUGUGAGCCUGGGUCGCGAGUCCUGGACGCGCAUUACCGACUCCUGGAGCGCACACUGUGGUCGCACCUUCACCGUAACGGACGUGCGCAUACGCAUCUCAACGCUCUGCCAGCGUUUCCUGAAGCAGCGCGAGCGAAUGCAGGCCGACGGUGACUUAGCGGACGGCAGCGGCAAAUUCGCGCACUAUGAACAGCUGAGUUUUCUCUGCGAGCAGCAGACGCUGCUGAAUCGGCAGCAGCACUGCACACGAGAGAAUCGCAAGCUGCUGGAGAUCUAUGAGCAUUAUCCCAUGCUCUGGCACAAUGCACACAAGCGACUGCGCUGCGCCGAAACGCUGCGCAAACGACACGAGGCGCAGCGUGGACUGCAACUGGCGCUGCGCAUGUGCGGCAUCCAACUCUCUGGCAUUGCCAUGCAGCGGCGCUUGCAGUCGCUGCGCAAGCGCUACAGACUGGAGAAGAUUCGUUACUUGCAGAGCGUAGUCGAGGGCAAGCAGGCGGAGUUUGUUUCAAGCUUCGAGCACUAUGCGCAGAUGGAGUUUUUGCACAAGCACAUCGAUCCCUAUGUGUGUGCGGUGUGUGGACAAAUCUUUGAGAAUCUGGCAAGCCAUCAGACGCAUGUGCAGGGCAGCUGCGCAGUGGAGCGGCAGCAGCAGCCGUCAACGCAAGCGGCAGCAACAGUGGGUGAAAUAAUGAGCCAGCUAGAGCAGACAGAUAUGCUAACGUCGCAGUCGUCGCCAGCAGAGAUGCCGACGCCAACGCCAAUGGAGCUGCCGCCGCAGGCUCCUUUAGAGCAGCCGCCACAGCACAUAGAUGAGCUGCAUAGCUUAGCAGAGGCAGCAGCAGAGCUGCAAGCGCUGACGUCAGCUGAUGAAAACAGUGCAGCGCAGUCGCAGCCGCUGCGCAAUAAGUUGCGCGUGCGCUUGAGCGUAGCGCAGACGCAGAAGCUUAUUGAACUAUAUCAGGCGCAAGCGAAUCUGUGGGAUCCCAAUCACUUGGACUACGCAUCACGCAAGCAGCGACGUCAGUCCUGGCUGAGAAUCACGCAGGAGCUGAAUGAGUUCUCGUGCGGCAAGCAGCGCUACAACUGGCACAUGCUGCAUCGCAAGCUCACCGACUAUCUCAAGUACUAUAGGCGCGAGCGUGAGCGUCAGUCGCUGGACAGCAACUGGACUUUCUAUGGCGCCUUCAGCUUUCUGGACGAUGUGCUGCCAGUCAGUCAUGUGCUGCAGAAGUCGCUGCAGCAGCGCGACAGCAACUUGAAAAUAAUACAAGUGUAUCAGAGCUAUGAGCAGCUCUGGUGCACUACACAUGCGGAUUAUACCAAGCGCAAGCAGCGUCAGCGGCAACUGGAAUCGCUCUGCACGCGUCUGCAAGAGGAAUGCAAUCUGCAGCUGACCGUGGAGCGUCUCAAGAAUCGUCUCAUUGAGUUCCGCUGCCAGUACCGGCAGUGCAAGCAGUCGCGGCAGGCGGCCUUGAAACGCGGCGAGAGCUGGCAGCCCAACUACGAGUAUUAUGCGAAUCUGAAGUUUCUGGAGCUGCAUGUGUCGCCCUUUGACUGCACUAGUUGUGACGCCAGCUUUAAGCGACGCACCGAUUGCUUGGCCCAUCAACGCAACGUGCAUGAAUCGCAGCAGCAGCAGCAGCAGCAGCAGCUUGUGCCACGCAAGAGUCGCAGCCAACGCAGCAGUAGCAGCAGCAGCAACGCUGCCAAUGCCUUGGAACACAUUUGUCAUAUUUGCGGCAUGAAAUUCUCGAUGCGCACCAGUCUGGUGGCACAUCUGCGUCGGCAUCUUGGCCAGCGCACGCACGCCUGCAACGAAUGCCCCAAGAAGUUCUUCAACUCGACGGCCCUGCGUGUGCAUCAACGCAGCCACACCAAGGAGCUGCCCUAUGUGUGCGAGCAUUGCGCACGCGGCUUUGUCAAUGCCAGCAAGCUGAAUCAGCAUGUUAAGCGCCAUACCGAGCAGCGUGAUUAUCCUUGCAAUCGCUGCGACAAGGCUUUCUAUACAGCCCACGAGCGGGAUCGUCAUAUACGCGCUCAUCUCAACAUACGCGACAAGGUCUGUCCCUAUUGCUCGCGCGCCUUUGUUGUGGGCAGCGCCUACUAUGCCCAUCUCAAUCUACAUCGCGGCGAGAAGCGCUACAGCUGCGCCAACUGUGGUCAGCGCUUUGCCCAAUACGCUGGUCUCUAUAAGCAUCGCAAGCGAUGCAAUCCCAGCGAACUGCCAGAGAAAUGAAUCCUCUCGUUACCGUCAUCUAGUGCAAUAUGUUGUAUUUAAAUUUCCCUAACUCUUAUCU